This is a messenger RNA of Oryza sativa Japonica Group (Japanese rice), 896 nucleotides long. The record is from RefSeq and is a predicted model, not a curated record. NCBI's taxonomy places the organism in Eukaryota, Viridiplantae, Streptophyta, Magnoliopsida, Poales, Poaceae.
UCCGCGAGCACACGAAGGCGUUCGUUAUCCUCUGCUGCUUCUCUGCGGUUUGAGCGAGCGAGGGAGGAAGAGGAGGGGAGGAGACGAAGAUGGCCGGGGUGGCGGCGUUGCAGGGCGCGAUGGCGUCCCUCUCCAUCUCUGCGCCGGGGGCGGCGAGCACCAGCAGCUUCUGGGGCCACCCGCUCUCCACCUUCGCCGCCGCGCCGGCUGGGGUUAAAUUUAUGAUCAAGACAUGCCCAAUUCAAAUGAGGCUUAAGCGAUGGGAGAGGAAGAAGUGUAAACCAAACAGUCUUCCUGUCCUGCACAAGAUGCAUGUUAGGAUUGGCGAUACAGUACAAGUCAUUGCAGGCCGUGAGAAAGGUAAAGUUGGAGAAGUUACGCGGCUUUUUAAGCACAACAGCACUGUAAUAGUGAAGGACUUGAACUUGAAGUCCAAGCACAAGAAAGGAACAGAAGAUGAACCGGGUGAAAUCGUCAUGAUUGAAGGCCCCAUUCACAGCUCAAAUGUGAUGCUCUACUCAAAGGAAAAGAAUGUGGCGAGUAGGGUUGGACACAAAUUCCUUGAGGAUGGAACGAAGGUUCGGUACCUGGUCAAGACUGGUGAAAUAAUUGACAGUGCUGAGAAUUGGGUCAAGGUGUUCAAGGAAGGAAGUUCGGAGUGAUCAUGGUAGCAUGGGAGUCCUGCACAUUUUCUGAACUGCACUUUUUGUAUGCCCAAAUGAGUUGAUGCUUUUCUAGAUUCAGAUUUCAGAGUCUUGUAAAUUUCUAUACAGUUGCCAACAUUUUUUUGUAUCCAAUGACAUGCUUGGCUUGUUAACCAGCUACUAGAAUGGUUCAGCUACAUUCGCUCAUACAAAUGAUUUUGUAAUGUUGUUGCUGUCCCCUGUCCUGAGCUA